AUGAAAUUGAAAAUUGUACUCUUAUUUACCAUCAUUUGUCUUGUAACAUUGAGUACUUUCUACCUAACAUCAUCAUAAAGUGGUACUAUUAAAAAUAAUUAUUUUAGAUUAAACUUAACUUAAAUUGAAAAAAUUUAAAGGUACUAAUACAAAACACAAAGGAUAUUGGAAUGGUGAUUUAUAAUGCACUGCAAAAUGUUAAGCUUAAGAUGGAAUUAGCUGUGGAUAAGCAUGGUAAAAUUGCUGUCGUCCUUCAUAAUGUAUUUCUGAAUGGUAUGGUGCUUAAAAUUGUAAAGACAGAAUUCCAGUUCCUGGAUGUUCAGAUGAUGAAAAUUGAUUUAUG
This is a messenger RNA of Paramecium sonneborni, 343 nucleotides long. The record is from the annotation of a GenBank genome assembly. NCBI's taxonomy places the organism in Eukaryota, Ciliophora, Oligohymenophorea, Peniculida, Parameciidae.